AUGCCUCUACCACCAAGACCUCCACCGGUUCCUUUCCCAUCCCGUCUGAAGAAGCACAACGAGGAUCGACAAUUCAUGAGAUUUGCCGAGAUGCUAAAGAAGUUCGAGAUCGCCAUGUCUUUCACAAAAUCCAUCCUAGAGAUGUCAUCUUACACGAAGUUUCUCAAAGACAUACUCACGAAGAAUCGAGUAGUGAAAAAGGAGACGGUAUCGCUCAACAGCGAAUGCACGUUAUGUGAUCUCGGAGCCAAUGUUAGCCUUUUCCCGUUAUCGAUCUUCAAGAAGGCGAAUGUAGGAGAGUUGAAGCCAACAAGGAUGAUCGACUUCGUGGUGUUGAACAUGAACGAGGACUCGAGAGUAUCGAUCAUCCUUGAUCGUCCAUUCCUUAACACUGCAGAUGCAAUCAUCCAUGUGAGAGCUGGCACGCUGACUAUGAAGAUAGGUGACGAGAUAGUGGAGUUUACUCUUGAUCAGAACCUCAAGCAGCCUUCUGUCAUGGAGUCCUCAUACUUCAUUGACAUGUUCGAAAUCUUGACAGAGGAGGUAUUUGAUCAACUGUAA
Molecule: messenger RNA, 561 nt
Organism: Tarenaya hassleriana
Lineage: Eukaryota; Viridiplantae; Streptophyta; Magnoliopsida; Brassicales; Cleomaceae
Exons: 3
Coding region: 1-561 (186 amino acids)
Source: RefSeq, a predicted model, not a curated record